AUGGAAGAACCUCACCUACACACUGGAACUUUGACUGCUUUGAUGGGAUCGUCCGGUGCUGGUAAAACCACCUUAAUGGAUGUGUUGGCGUCUCGAAAGACAGAAGGUGAAAUUCACGGUGAAGUCCUCAUGAACGGUGAAGCAUUACCUGUUUCUUUCCAAAGAACUACAGGUUAUUGUGAACAAGUAGACGUUCAUCUUCCUCAAGCUACCGUCAGAGAGGCUUUGGAGUUCUCAGCUUUAUUGAGGCAACCAAGAUCAUUGUCGGACAAGGAAAAACUCGCUUAUGUCGACGUCAUUAUUGAUUUACUCGAGCUUCACGAUAUCGAAGAUGCUAUCAUCGGAACACCGGGUGCUGGUUUAGGUGUGGAGCAACGUAAGCGGUUGACAAUUGGUGUAGAAUUAGUCAGCAAGCCGAAACUUUGGCUGAUCAGCGUAGUCGGUGAGGUCGACAAACUUAGUGAAUACUUUGGCAAGCAAGAUGUGAAAAUUCCAAAAGAUGUCAAUCCUGCUGAAAGAAUGAUCGAUAUUGUUUCUGGUGAUUUAUCAAAAGGAAAAGAUUGGGCACAAGUAUGGUCUGAUUCAGAAGAAUGUAAAGCCAGGAAGGACGAUCUUGAGAAAAUCAAGAAAGAAGGUCAAGGCAACGGUGAACGAAAACAUGCUGAAGAUGAUAAAUACGAAUAUGCUUCGACCACUGGUGCUCAACUCAAAUUGGUAACAAAGAGAGCCUCAAUUCAACUCUGGCGUGAUACCGAAUAUGUCACUAACAAAGUCGCUCUACAUAUCGGUUCUGCCUUAUUCAACGGUUUCAGUUUCUGGAUGAUCGGUAAUAAAUACGCUGAUCUACAAAAUCGUAUCUUCACCAUCUUCCAAUUUAUCUUUGUUGCUCCUGGAGUUAUCGCUCAAACACAACCCAAGUUCAUUGCCAAUCGAGAUAUCUUCGAAGCUAGAGAAAAAAAGGCGAAACUCUAUUCAUGGCAAGCGUUUUGUUUCGGUGAGAUCGUCGCGGAAGUUCCAUACCUCUUGGUCUGUGCUUUGUUAUAUUUCGCCCCAUGGUACCCGGUCGUAGGCUUCAGUUUCAAACCAAGUGUCGCCGGUCCAGUCUACUUGCAAAUGACUUUAUACGAGUUCCUAUAUACUGGUAUUGGUCAAUUCGUUGCUGCAUACGCUCCUAAUGCUGUAUUUGCCGCUUUGGUCAACCCAUUGCUUAUCGGAGUCUAUUAUCUCAAUCCGUUCAAUUACCUUAUCGGUGGUCUUGUCUCAAGAAUCGUUUGGGAUGUUGAGGUCCAAUGUGCCGAACAAGAAUUUGGAAUAUUCGAUCCACCUCAAGGACAAACUUGUUCAGCAUACAUGAUGAGCUUCUUAUCUGAAAAUCCAGGUUACAUUGACAAUCCAGAUGCCACAAGUCAAUGUAGAUAUUGUCCUUAUUCCAAAGGUAAUGAAUAUCUCCAAACCCUAAAUCUGGGUAAGAAAUCUGAUGGUUGGAGGGAUAUCGCCAUUACUUUCUUAUUCGUCCUGUCAUCAUAUGGAUUCGUCUUCCUGCUUCUUAAAUUACGGUCCAAGGCAUCUAAGAAGGCCAGUUAA
Messenger RNA from Kwoniella shivajii, 1584 nucleotides. RefSeq lists its product as uncharacterized. Gene Ontology annotation, cellular component: membrane. Gene Ontology annotation, molecular function: ABC-type transporter activity; ATP binding; ATP hydrolysis activity. The record is from RefSeq and is a predicted model, not a curated record. The coding region runs from base 1 to 1584 and encodes 527 amino acids. Lineage: Eukaryota; Fungi; Basidiomycota; Tremellomycetes; Tremellales; Cryptococcaceae. The transcript has 10 exons.